Messenger RNA from Gracilinanus agilis (Agile Gracile Mouse Opossum), 1238 nucleotides. It is a transcript of the gene TIMM21, whose product is annotated as translocase of inner mitochondrial membrane 21. Bases 264 to 1019 code for a protein of 251 amino acids. The record is from RefSeq and is a predicted model, not a curated record. NCBI's taxonomy places the organism in Eukaryota, Metazoa, Chordata, Mammalia, Didelphimorphia, Didelphidae. Gene Ontology annotation, biological process: protein import into mitochondrial matrix. Gene Ontology annotation, cellular component: TIM23 mitochondrial import inner membrane translocase complex. The transcript is spliced from 6 exons.
UAUGUAAAGUUGUUUCUAAUAAAGUAAGGAGAAGGCAAUAAAGGAAAGUAGGUAGAAGUUAAUUUUUCCACAGAAAUCUUAAUUUUAAUUAGAAAUCGCUACUGCUCACAUUUCUGCAUGAACCUUGUGUAGUCUUCCUCCUUGUGGCUUUAGGGUCACUCACUGAAGACCACGGGAGGUGUCUGGGCUGGCGUGCAGACUAUAAACUUGUACAAAGUGUUUGUGGUGGCACGUUUCUAGCCAGGGAGCCUUUUUCUCCGAACAUGAUUUCUACGUCUUUGCUUCGAGCUGUUUAUUGUACAAACAGGCUGCAUUGCCCCCCUGGGAAGCGACUGCUUUUGCUCCCGCGGGUCCCCCUUAACAAAGCCUGUCUCAGGACGUGGCCAUGUUUGAGGUGGGGGCUGCUGGAGCAAAGGGAAGUUGUACUGCAGCCCAGACGCAUCCUUAAGGUUACUCAGAAAGCCAUCUGGACUCAGGAAAACAGUCCCCUGAAAGCAGAAGAAGAGGGCAGCAAACAAGUGUCUGUGCAGAAAAGUCAAAGAGGAGGACCUGCUCUUUCAACUUCACAGAGAGUGAAAGAAGCUGGAAGAGAUUUUACCUAUUUAAUAGUAGUCCUUAUUGGAAUCAGUGUCACAGGUGGCCUAUUCUACGUGAUUUUCAAAGAACUUUUCUCAUCUUCCAGUCCUAGUAAAAUUUAUGGAAAAGCUUUAGAAAAAUGCAGAUCUCAUCCAGAGGUAACCAGUGUUUUUGGUGACUCCAUUAAAGGUUAUGGGGAAACAACAAGGCGAGGUAGAAGACAGCAUGUCAGUCAUAUUGAAUAUGUAAAAGAUGGACUAAAGUACAUGCGUCUGAAAUUCUACAUUGAAGGCUCAGAACCAGGGAAACAAGGAACUGUGCAUCUUGAAAUGAAAGAGAAUCCAGAAAGUGGCAAAUAUGAAUUUCGCUAUAUAUUUGUGGAUGUUGAUGUCUAUCCUAGAAGAACCAUUGUUAUUGAAGAUAAUCGAUCCUUAGAUAAUUAACUAAAAGAAUCAAAUAACUCUGAUAUGUUCUACUAUGUCACAUAGCAGAGAAUCACAACUCUCAUGAUUUUUAUAGCUCCCUUUGUGAGACGAUUAUGAAUAGGACAUAAAAGUGGAUAUAAAAUAAUGAAGAAUGUAAGGGGAUUUGUGUGGUAUUAGAAUGAUAUUACAGAUCUUCAUUUGGGCAAAAAAAAUGAAAUAAAGUACAUCUGUAUUUGA